Molecule: messenger RNA, 1326 nt
Organism: Arabidopsis thaliana (thale cress)
Lineage: Eukaryota; Viridiplantae; Streptophyta; Magnoliopsida; Brassicales; Brassicaceae
Product: fringe-like protein (DUF604)
Exons: 3
Coding region: 1-1326 (441 amino acids)
Source: RefSeq, marked reviewed
AUGACCCAUAACCUUUUUGCGCCUCUUGACCUUAGUUUCUCCUCCUCUUCAUCUUCCUCCUCCUCGUCAGUAUCAUUGUCCUUGCAAAUAACAAGAGAGCCUCCAACAAAUAUCAGCCAUCUAUUUUUUGUCAUUGUUGGUAGUACAAAGACUUGGAGAUAUAGGAGAGGCUACAUAGAGCCUUGGUGGAGACCAAACAUUACAAAAGGAUAUGUCUUCCUCGAAAGACCACCUGGCCCUGAUCUCUUGCCUUGGCCUCAACAAUCUCCUCCCUUCUCUGUCAACAAAGAGUCAUUCAUCACAAACAAAUUCAAGACUCAGAUCCGCCUUUUUUAUUCGCUUCAAGAGUCUUUUAAGAAGGCGUCCAAAGAGACAAGAUGGUUUGUGAUAGGAGAUGAUGAUACUCUCUUCUUCUUGGACAAUUUGGUGAAAGCUCUCGACCGAUAUAACCACAAGAAGCACUAUUACGUCGGAAUGAACUCCGAAAACGUUUGGUCCAACGCGAUUUUCGCUUUUGACAUGGGAUAUGGAGGCGGCGGAUACGCAUUGAGCUAUCCAACCGUAGUAACACUUCUCAGCAACAUGGAAGAAUGUAUCAAAAGAUACCUUGGAGUUUACAGCGAUCUUCUCUCAUUUCGUUGCUUGGCCGACUUGGGAAUUGAUCUUACUUUAGAGAAAGGCAUGCACCAGAAUGAUCUACACGGUGACAUAUCAGGUCUGUUAUCAGCUCAUCCUCAGUCUCCUCUUAUCAGCCUCCACCAUUUCGAUGUAAUAGACCCGAUAUUCCCAGGCAUGAACCGCCAGCAAUCCGUGAACCACCUCAUGGAAACCGCGAAAACCGACCAGUCCCGUGUCUUGCAACAAACAAUAUGUUACCAAAGAGGAUAUAACUGGUCAGUCUCUGUCUCUUGGGGCUACUCAGUCCACAUUUACCAAUCUAUAUACCCAAGAAGCCACCUGAAACGCCCUCUCGAAACAUUCCGACCAUGGAAGGAUGUUAGAAUACCGGCGUAUGGAUUUAACACUAGACGGGUGACGAAUGAUCCUUGCGAAAUGCCUCGUCAGUUUUUCUUUGAUUCAGUUGUGGAAGACAAGAACCAAAGCUUGGUAACUACCAUCUACAAGAUGAAAAUGGAAAGGCGUUUGCCUCCUUGUUUGCUAAAUGGCAACCAUUCUUCUCGUAACAUUACACAAGUCCGAGUCAUUGCUACUACUAUGCACAAGAUGGUUGAGGGAAUCGAAUGUUGCGAUGUGCAAAAUGUUAACAGUACGGAGAUUUUGGAAGUGAAGAUAAGAGAUUGUCAUAUAGAUGAAGCUCUUGCUUAG